AUGCUGGCUCGAUGGUUAUUGUUGUUGGAAGAGUUCAAUCUUAAGUACAUGACAAGAAAAUCGGUAAAAGGAAGAGUUGUGGCAGAAUUCUUGGAAGAUCAUCCUGUAACAGAAGCUGGAGCAGAAGACUUUAUGUUCCCAGAUGAGGAUGUUUUGCUUCUUCUCGAUGAUACUUGGCAGCUCUAUUUCGAUGGGGUGUUAAACCAAUUUGGGUGCAGCAUAGGGAUAUUAUUGGUCUCCCCUAAUGACUCACAUGUUCCUUUGUCAUACAAACAUAGGUUUGAGGUCACCAACGACCAAGCUGAGUAUGAUGCUUGCAUCGCUGGGAUGGAAGCAACACUGGAACUAGGGGCAAAAAGGUUAGAGUUUGAUUCUGUUACUUUUACACACACUCCGUGUGUAAGUAAUAGAUUCGCAGAUGCCCUUGCAACACUGGCCUCCAUGGUAGAAAUACCUUUGGGAUUCAAAAUGUGGCUACUAAUGAUAGAGCAAAGGAUGAAGCCAGCAUGUGAAUGUGUUAUCACUGAGGGAGAUGAAGAUGAUGGAAAGCCAUGGUAUGAGGAUGUAAAAAGGUUCAUAGAAAAGGGAGAGUAUCCUCUGGAAUCUACUCUAAAGGACAAAAUGACUCUUCAAAAACUCGCCACUCAAUUUGUGGUUUGUGGAGGAGCAUUAUAUCAAAGAGCACAUUUGGGUCCCAAUCAACUAUGCGUCACAAGGGAGGAAAGUCAAAAGAUUAUGGAAGAAAUACAUGAAAGAAUUUGUGGGCCACACAUGAGUGGAACGGUUAUGGCAAAGAAAAUCCUACGACAAGGGUACUACUGGACUACAAUGGAGCUUGACUGUGCUGAUCGUUUGCGCAUUCCCCCUGCAGAAUUAUACAUGACUUCCCCUUGGCCGUUCUCUACCUGGGGGAUAGAUAGCAUUGGAAGUAUAAAUCCAAAAGGGAAAUAUAAACAUCAAUUUAUCCUUGUGGCUGUUGACUACUCUACCAAGUGGGUUAAGGUAGCUUCCUACACUACCUUCAAAGCCACCCAUGUGGCUAAGUUCAUUCGUAACAACGUUAUCUACCGAUAUGGGGUGCCACACAAGAUUAUCUGUGAUAAUGGGUCGCUUUUUUGUGGGGCAACUAAGAAACUCUUCGUUGAGUUUGGAAUACAGAAUCACCAAUCGUCCACUUAUCGACCUCAAACUAAUGGAGCAAUUAAGGCCACAAACAAGAAUGUCAAGAGGAUUCUUAGGAAAACCACCGAUACUUAUACAGACUGGCCGGAGAUGUUACCCCUAGCACUGUGGGGUUAUCCUACGACUGAGAGGACUUCAAUAGGAGCAACUACUUAUUCUCUAGUUUAG
Molecule: messenger RNA, 1350 nt
Organism: Rhododendron vialii
Lineage: Eukaryota; Viridiplantae; Streptophyta; Magnoliopsida; Ericales; Ericaceae
Exons: 2
Coding region: 1-1350 (449 amino acids)
Biological process (GO): DNA integration
Molecular function (GO): nucleic acid binding
Source: RefSeq, a predicted model, not a curated record